Messenger RNA from Peromyscus maniculatus bairdii (prairie deer mouse), 1142 nucleotides. RefSeq names its product olfactory receptor family 4 subfamily K member 5 (gene Or4k5). Gene Ontology annotation, cellular component: membrane. NCBI's taxonomy places the organism in Eukaryota, Metazoa, Chordata, Mammalia, Rodentia, Cricetidae. The record is from RefSeq and is a predicted model, not a curated record. Gene Ontology annotation, biological process: G protein-coupled receptor signaling pathway. Gene Ontology annotation, molecular function: G protein-coupled receptor activity; olfactory receptor activity.
UUCAGUGCAAGUCUGUAGCCUGAAUCCAUGGAGAAGAUCAAUUAUUCAGUGGUGUCUGAGUUUGUGUUGCUUGGACUCUCCAGUUCUCGGGAACUUCAGUUUUUCUUCUUUGUCUUCUUCUCUGUGUUGUAUAUUGUCAUUGUAUUAGGAAACCUUCUCAUCAUCAUAGCCGUGACUUCUGAGAGCAGGCUGCACUCCCCCAUGUAUUUUCUCCUGGGGAACCUUUCCUUUAUUGACAUUUGUCAGGCUUCUUUUGCCACACCUAAAAUGAUUGCAGACUUUCUGAGUGAGCACAAGACAAUAUCCUUCAAUGGCUGCAUAGCCCAGAUUUUUUUCAUUCAUCUCUUUACAGGAGGGGAGAUGGUACUGCUGGUCUCCAUGGCUUAUGACAGAUAUGUGGCCAUAUGUAAGCCUCUACAUUACAUGGUCAUCAUGAACAGAAGUACCUGUACUGCCUUAGUAAUAAUCUCCUGGGCUGUGGGAUUGGUGCAUACAUUGAGUCAAUUGUCAUUUACUGUAAACCUGGCAUUUUGUGGACCCAAUGAAGUAGACAGCUUUUUUUGUGACCUUCCUCGAGUGGUCAAGCUAGCCUGCAUUGACUCAUACAUCACUGAAAUACUAAUUGUGGUAAACAGUGGAAUUCUUUCCUUAAGCACUUUCUCUCUUUUGGUGAGCUCCUAUGCCAUAAUUCUUGUCACAGUUUGGUUCAAGUCUUCUGCUGCCAUGGCCAAGGCAUUUUCUACACUGGCUGCUCACAUUAUGGUAGUAGUAUUAUUCUUUGGACCUUGCAUCUUCAUCUAUGUGUGGCCCUUUACUACUUAUCCAGUGGAUAAGAUUCUUGCUAUAUUUUAUACAGUUUUCACUCCCAUCCUAAACCCCAUUAUUUACACACUAAGAAAUAGAGAUAUGAAAGCUGUCAUGGGAAAAAUUACAGCUCGUUACUUCAGACCACCCAAAAUUUCUGAAAUGCCAUUAGUAGCAAGGAUUUCCCUUCAUUGAGGUAAAACUAAAUUUCUCAAAUCAGUUGUCUACCUACAAAUAUUUCAUACCUAAGCAGUGGAAUAAAUAAGAAUGAUAAUAUGAAGAAGAUUAACAGAUAUUAGUAUGUGUUUUCCUAGUUUGUAAUCUAAGCAAAAGUUAAG